This is a messenger RNA of Gymnodraco acuticeps, 3887 nucleotides long. Its product is annotated as solute carrier family 26 member 6-like. The record is from RefSeq and is a predicted model, not a curated record. Gene Ontology annotation, biological process: transmembrane transport. The transcript is spliced from 19 exons. Bases 736 to 2898 code for a protein of 720 amino acids. Gene Ontology annotation, cellular component: membrane. Gene Ontology annotation, molecular function: chloride transmembrane transporter activity; bicarbonate transmembrane transporter activity; secondary active sulfate transmembrane transporter activity. Lineage: Eukaryota; Metazoa; Chordata; Actinopteri; Perciformes; Bathydraconidae.
UUUGUCAGAGACUCCUCUCUGGGAUUAUAAAAUCAAACCUGGCUUUUGUCUGUUGGCGAAACAUGAUUUGUCUUUUGAUACCACUUGGAGCCGCUUGGAUCUGAAGGAAGGAUCUACAGCAGAUUCAAUCAGAAGCCCAGGGACCUCUGCACACAGGAAGGAUUGAUUUUUUUUAUCAAGAGGGAUGUGCCAUUUUAUGAUUUGAGAUUUGUUUAGUUUUUUAUAAAGCUGGAAUAUUUGCAUUAACUACUGACAAGAAAUAGACCUCGACUUGGAUCUAUUUUCUCAGCGCCGGAAACAAUUAUAUUGAUCACACUCAACUUGCAUAUUUUUUUUCUCAGGGCUUCAGUAGGUCCGUGGCAUUUAAAAAAAAUAUAUAAUAAUUAUAAAAACUUAAUUAAGACUUUUUUUGCUGAUACAGCUUGAGCACACAAAGGUAAUUAACAUCAACAAAUCAAACCCUUCAGUCCCAAAAGGAUCGUGAUUAGGACCUGAAUGAGCAUGGACUUAUCAAAUUAUAUUCUUUACAGCUGUUAUUAUGCCAAAACAAUAUUAAGAUUAAAAUAUUAAAGAUAUGGUAAUGUGUUGUGAAUUUUAAAUAUAUAUUUGAAUGUCUAUUCUAACAACAUGGGAAACACUGUUAAAAAUACAAUUGCAGCAUUUGAGCAAUAGGCAUUGAAAAAUAUAAGAGCUGGAUUUUCUGACUAAACAAAUAUAGAAGCUAGUUAAUUGUUUAUGUCGCUGCUAGAUUUAGCCAUGGAGGAGAGGAGACGAGCGGGCUACAACGUUCAGAGGGAAAUCCUGGACGAAGGAGCCGUGGAUGAGAUGGCAGAAAAGUCAGACUCAAAAACAUCUUUGUCUGAGAAGCUUAAAAAGUCAAUGAGGUGUUCUGGUCCCAGGGUGAAGAGCUGCCUGCUGGGUAGCUUUCCUGUUGUAUCGUGGCUGCCUCGGUACUCUAUCAGAGAAAACGCCCUGGGUGACCUGGUCUCUGGAAUCAGUGUGGGAAUCAUGCAUUUACCGCAGGGUAUGGCCUAUGCCCUGCUAGCAUCUGUUCCUCCAGUCUUUGGCCUUUACUCCUCUUUCUACCCCGUCCUUAUCUACUUCAUCUUCGGCACCUCCAAGCACAUCUCAAUCGGAACAUAUGCGGUGAUGAGUGUGAUGAUAGGAGGGGUGAUAGAACGAUUAGCCCCAGACUCCAACUUUAUGGAUUGGGACAAUGUGACCAACUCUAGUCAAGUCAACUUUGACUUACGGGAUGCAGAGAGGGUCCGAGUGGCAGCAGCAGUAACCUUCUUGUCUGGAAUAUUUCAGAUUAUCCUCGGUCUGGUCCAGUUUGGUUUCGUUGUGACCUACCUGUCCGAACCUCUGGUCCGAGGUUACACCACAGGAGCUGCCAUCCACGUCAUCGUGUCCCAGCUCAAAUACACCUUUGGCAUCAGCCCGAGGAGAUUUAAUGGACCCUUCUCGUUGAUAUAUACUGUGUUGGAGAUAUGCUCUAUAAUUCCAGAGACAAACAUUGGUACUCUUGUGGUCAGUAUCGUCGCUAUUAUCGGCCUCAUACUCGCUAAAGAGCUCAAUGCUUACUUGAGUAAAAAACUACCUGUUCCUAUACCCGUAGAGCUGAUUGGUAUCGUUGUUGCUACAGUGAUCUCCUGGCAGGUUGACUUGCGGGCUAAAUACGGAGUGGAGGUGGUGGGACUGAUUCCCUCGGGCCUCCAGCCGCCGGUUCUCCCGACCGCCUCCCUGUUCAGUCAGGUGAUCGGGGAUGCCUUCGCUCUGGCUGUGGUUGGCUACGGCAUCGCCAUCUCACUGGGAAGAAUCUUCGCCCUGAAAUAUGGAUACAAGGUGGACAGCAACCAGGAGCUCAUUGCCCUGGGUCUAAGUAACUCCAUCGGGGGGAUUUUCCAGUGUUUCGCCAUCAGCUGCUCCAUGUCCCGCACCAUGGUUCAGGAGAGCACAGGAGGGAAGACUCAGGUUGCUGGAGCUCUUUCCGCCAUUAUUAUCCUUUUCAUCACGCUCUGGAUUGGAAGACUCUUUGAAGAUUUGCCAAAGGCAGUGCUGGCCGCCAUCAUCUUUGUUAACCUCCAUGGCAUGAUGAAGCAGUUCUUGGACAUCCCUGUGCUGUGGAGGAGCAACAAAGUAGACAUGCUGAUCUGGGUGGUCACCUUCAUCUUCACCAUACUCUUCAACCCUGACCUGGGACUGGCCGCUUCCAUCGGCUUCUCCAUGCUCACCGUCAUCUUCAGGACUCAGCUACCAACAUACUCCAUUUUAGGGCAGGUCCCAGACACUGACAUCUACAGGCCGCUGGAGGGCUACAACCAGGUGAAACGGGUGCCAGGGAUUCUGAUCUUCCGUUCCUCUGCCACUCUCUACUUUGCCAAUGCUGAGAUGUACCAGGAAGCCCUUGGAGAGAAAUCCGGUAUCGACAUUACCAAGUUCCUGUCAGCAAAGAAGAAACUAGAGGCCAAAAGGAAGAGGCAUGAGAAGAAAAAUGCCAAAAAAGCUGCAAAGAAUAACGCAGUGGACAUGGAGGAGGUGCCAGAGAGGGAGGAGCAGAAGGACAUAGCCAUCAUUGAGGUGGAGGAUGAGCCCGACCCCUCUCUCCCCAGAGCCAUCGUCCUCGACCUCAGCCCCGUCAACUUCCUGGACACUGUGGGGGUCAAGGCGCUGCGCAGUAUCCAGAAAGACUACGGGGAAAUCGGUAUAGAGGUUGUCCUCGCUGGCUGCCAAACUGGUGUGGUGGACAACAUGCAGACUGGAGGUUUCUUUAAUGACAAAGUGACAAAGGCCUGUCUCUUCUCCUCCGUCCACGAUGCCGUUUUGCACUGUCAGUCUGCCAGGACGCACAGCCAAGAUGAGGCCAUGUGCUGUGAGAUCCCAUCGACACACUUGUGAGCUGUGAGAGGAACGAUGGAGGUUAAUUUGAAGAAGUGACAGAAACUGUCAGUAUGAGCAUUUUAUCCAGUGAGCUCCACAAUUCUGGGAGUCACUUACACUCCAACUUGCAGUCGUACACAUAUUGUAGCAAAGAAAAUGACAACUUAGUACAAACAUGCAGUCAAAAAUCGAAUAAUAGCUUAAGCACACAAACAUUAAAAAACAUUCAAUUAGUUUGACUUUAUUCAGUAACAAAGCAUACUUGCUUGGAGGGUUUAUGUAUGAACAAAUCUGCCAAUGUUCAUGUACUGAAUCACAAGCCUUUAAUUGAAAAGGAUUGUUAUGAACCUCUCCAAAAAACAGUUUUGUUUUUAAUUUCCUGUGAAGACGUGUCAUCUUGGUGACGCAACAACAGGAAAUAUCCAAAUACCUCUGGACUGGUAAAACUGAUGCCUCCCAUAUGGAAGCAGGGUGUUCUCCCUUCCUGUCUCACUGCGACCAGCAGCUUCAAUCACAACCAGGCUCCCGUCCGCACGUUGUUUAUUUCCAAUUGUGUUCAGGGAACUUGUUUAUACUGUAUAAGGAGUUGUUGAUGACGCUCAUUAUAGUAACUCAAGCAGGGAGAAUGUAGCAGUAGGAACGAUCACAGAGGAAAUCAAACCCACAACCACCCCAGAUGUUCCCAUAGUGUACCAAACGAUAGAUAAUAUUGUUAACCUGUUGUGACCGUGAGUCUCUUAAGAACAUUCUGUGUGUUGAUUAGAAAAUGUAAAGCCACAUAUGGAAACGCAAAUAUGAUUCAGAAAUGUAUCACUUUCAUGUUCGCUGUUUUAUUUUUGGAAGAAUAAGAAAUGUCUGUAAACAGUUAGAGAGGUGGAUAGAGAGUCAAGUCCACCAACAGCAACAACAGCAGUCCUCUGGUAACUGAAACCAGUAACAAUGAGUAAUUGUUUAUUGGAAUUGUAACACUGAAUCAUACUUAGUUGUAAUAAAAAAACACUAUUUUA